Homarus americanus (American lobster) is the source of this 2033-nucleotide messenger RNA. RefSeq names its product cilia- and flagella-associated protein 251-like. Lineage: Eukaryota; Metazoa; Arthropoda; Malacostraca; Decapoda; Nephropidae. The record is from RefSeq and is a predicted model, not a curated record. The annotation marks the transcript as partial. The transcript is spliced from 3 exons.
GUGUCAGUUACGAGCUGUAGAGAAGCGACACAAUUCUCGACGUAGACGAAUUACCCAGAAAAAAGCCAGAACUGUGGUGUCCCCGGACGAGGCCCGACCCUACACGCCUCCUGAGGAUACAGGGAGUGAGGUGGGUACCACAGAAGCCAGUACAAGCAGUACAGCUAGUGGGGGCAUCACCAGCAACGGUCAACCCAGCAGCAGCAGCACCCACCACACGGAGGAGUCAGAUGAAGACAGCAAGGAUGCCCGCCUUACCGCCUCCAUCAGUGGGAGUACCUCCAGUGAUAUAGACUCUAUGAUCAUCCAACACCGUCUCGAUGUUCAACAGGAGAGAUACGCCCAUAAGCGCCAUCGUCAAUACGCCUCCGGGGAGUCGUGUAAUGGACCAUCAGAUCUCGAAGUUGCAGCAGUAUUAGGGGUGGAUAUGAGACCUGCAGAGCAUAGACGGGAGAGACCUCGCAGCAAGUCUACAAGCAGGGACACGUCCUCGCUACUACAAUCGAAUUCACACUCGGACAAGGUUAAACGUUUCUGGGAAAACGUGGAAGAAUCGAGUAAUCGACAUAGUCAUUAUAUUUCUUCAAGAAGAAGCAGUCGUCAAAGUAACUUCAGUACCUCGGAGGGCAAGUCAGACCGCACAAGCAGUCAAGUCAGCCUGAGGGACUCACAAGGCAACAGAAGACGCCCAUCUCGCAUAUUUAGUAGUCUAGAAGGCCAGUUAGAUGAUAACUUAAACGAACGGUCUUCCUCUCAUCAGGAUUCAAUCGAGGAAUUCAGCAAUCGACCAGGAUCCUCCAAGAGCAGAAGAAGACAACGUAGUUUAGGAAAGAGGGGCAGCAAAAGGAAAACCCAGGAAAAGGAUGAUAAAGUUGACAGCUUUUAUAGUCAACAGGUGUUUACUUCUUCGUCUGGCAGCGAGGCUCAAGUGGCUUCAGGCAAUGCCACCGAAGAGAUAGAGAAAGAGGAGAAAAAAGAAAACGAAGAGAAACAGAAAGACAAAGAAGAAAAAGAGAAAGAUACGGUAAUAGAAGAUACAAUUAUGGAAAACACAGUUAACGAUGAAGCUGAAGAAAAUGAAGGCGCUGAAGAACUGGUAGAAUAUGACGAGCAAAGUGCGGGAAGCGGCAAGAGAGAGGUUAUAGAAGCAUCGAUCUCAAGUGAGGUGAAAUAUGAGGGAGGCAUUAUCAAGGGCGAAGAGAAGGCGGAGGAGGAAGCGGUGGUGGACUCUGUAGAAGAACCCGAGAACCAAGAUGAGUCGGAAGAAAUUACCACGAAAGUAAAAAAUAAGUCAGGAUGGAAGAGUGAAGAUGAAAACACAAUAAGUGAAGAUGUGAGAGAGGACUCUGACAUUGUUACUCUUUGUUGCAGCGAGGCGGAAGUAGUCGAGGAGGAUGGAGAAAAGAGAGAGUGAAUGUAAAUAGGAAGGAGGUAGAGUAUAUGAAGAAAAAGAUAUGGAUAAAUAAAUUAAUAAGUGGAAAAAUGAGAGAUGAUUUACAGAUAAUCCUAUUUAAUUAUUCAUUCCGUUGUUUAUUUGGAUUUAAUGUUUGCUAUCAAGAUAAAAAGACAGAUGAAGGAAUGAGUACCAAUAAGAAACUAGAAGGAAGGUUGUGCUAUCAUGCUGGAAAGGAAGCAAGGGAGCGUAAUUCCACUCCAACUAAUAAAAGGGACUAUGAUGAACUACCUCUCAGUUUGUGUGGGGAACACUAUGGUCACAAGAUGGCGCUGGCCAUCAGUCAGAGUGGUGUAUAACUGGCCGGUCUUAUCCUAACCUAAUCCUUUACCACAAGCCUGCAUCUCGAGAUACUUCUAAGUGCCUUACUUUAUCCUCUUUGCCAUUUGAGCAGUCAUUCACGUUUUUGUUAUGCAUUGUUGGCAACUAUCAAACAUGUACAGAUUCCAAAAUGUAUGAGAAUCUGCACCACUGUUGAUAAAAUCUCGUCUUUAAAUUCACACUUGCUGUCAUAACACUGGCAGGUUUUCCAGUUCACAAACAUCACUCCCAAAAAGUUUCCCCUGACAUUAUUUUGAAG